CCUAUUGGCUACUGACCAACUUCCGCUCAUUCAAACUAGCGGCGCGGCGGUUGAGUGACACCCGUCCCUGUGUCCGCCGUUUGAUAAUUGAGACCACUAUGGAGGGGGAGGGGGUAAUGGCGCCUCCGGCGGACUCUUCUCCACCCACCGGGAACGUGAAGGCCAAAAAAAGAAACGGACCGAAGCGGAAAUCUUCCGUCACUAGCCUGGCUGGUCCGAGCACUCCGGAGAAGGGCUGCACCAGGAGACAUUCUCUCAGAAGAGGGAGCUCUUUCACCUUUCUGACUCCAAGCACGCAAUGGGAUUUCACAUUGAAGAGGAAACGGAGAGAUAAGGAUGAUGACUCUUUCAGCCUUUGCAGCUUUGAUCUAAAGGAGCCGAGCACCAAGAGGGUACGGCCUUUAGCACGCGUAACAUCACUUGCAAAUUUGAUAUCUCCAGUGCGAAAUGGCGCAGUCCGACGCUUUGGGCAAACCAUCCAGUCAUUCACAAUGCGAGCGGAAAACAAGUCUCCAGGCAGUACACACAAAUCAUGUAGCAAGAUGGCUGCACCUACUCCUCCAAAACGAAGAAACAGUGUCCUGUGGUCUGAGAUGUUAGAUGUCAAUAUGAAGGAAAUGCUGAGCACCAAAGAAAUUAAGCGGCAAGAGGCUAUAUUUGAAAUGACCAGAGGAGAACAAGACCUUAUUGAAGACCUCAAGUUGGCAAGGAAGGCCUACCAUGACCCAAUGCUUAAGCUAUCCAUUAUGUCUGAGGAGGAGCUAGCACAAAUAUUUGGAGAUCUGGAUGCCUACAUCCCUCUGCAUGAAGAACUUCUAACCAAACUUGGAGAAGCGACAAGGUCGGAUGGAACAGUUGGACAGAUUGGUCAAAUUCUUGUAAACUGGUUGCCACGACUCAAUGCAUAUAAAGGUUACUGCAGCAAUCAGUUGGCAGCAAAAGCACUUUUGGAUCAGAAGAAGUUGGAUCGUAGAGUCCAAGAUUUUCUACAGAGAUGCCUAGAGUCCCCCUUCAGUCGCAAGUUGGACCUAUGGAGUUUCCUCGAUAUUCCAAGAAGCCGUCUGGUCAAAUACCCCCUGCUUAUCAAAGAAAUUUUACGUCACACUCCCAAAGACCAUUCCGAUGUGAAGGGUUUAGAGGAAGCGCUUUGCUUAAUCCAAGGUGUUCUUUCGGACAUUAACCUGAAAAAGGGUGAAUCUGAAUGCCAGUAUUACAUUGAUAAGCUGGAGUACCUCGACGAGAAACAAAAAGACCUGAGGAUAGAAACAAGCAAGUCUCUACUGUGUCAUGGAGAGUUAAAGAAUAAAAAUGGCCAUAAACUGUACCUGUUCCUUUUUCAAGACAUUCUGGUUUUAACACGCCCAGUUACACGGAAUGAGCGUCUUUCUUACCAGGUUUACAGGCAGCCAAUUCCUGUACAAGACUUGGUUUUGGAGGAUCUUCAGGAUGGCGAUGUAAGAAUGGGAGGCUCCUUUAGAGGGGCAUUCAGCAAUUCAGACAAAGCUAAAAACAUCUUCAGAGUUCGGUUCCAAGAAGCCUGCCUAGGCCAGAGUCACACACUCCAAGCCAAUGACGUCUUUCAUAAACAGCAGUGGCUGAACUGUAUUAGAACAGCAGUUGCCCCAUACCAGCAUGCAUCACCCACUGAAUUAAAGGAGCUGCCGGACCUCAGUGAGGAAUGUGAAGAAAAUCACCCCCCAGUGCCAAACUCCAAAGCACAGAGGCGAUUGUCCACCAUUUCUGGCAUUGUAGAAAUGGACCUUGAAGCCAAUGCUGACUGUUCUAUUGCAGACUCCCCAGAGGAUUCUAAGGCUGGGAAAAUUAAAAGAACACUGAGCGGCAGUCGGAAGUCACAGCAAAGCAUGAAGCGGAAAGAAACCUUGGUCUAAAUUGCAAAUUGCCUUUUGGCUGGACUUGUGUUUUAUAGAUAUGUACAUUGUUAUCUUUUAAAUGUGAGUAUACUGGGAUUAUUUCAUGGAUCCUACUGUAUGUUACCCCAUGUUCCCUUUCAGUGGCAGCUACUGGUAUUCAGUUAACACUGUUAAAGUAGAGUCUUCUUCCCAUUCCCAAGAGAGAAGAAUAAUAAUCAGAAUCAAAUAAUUUAUUGUUAUCAUCCCGACAAUGACUGUUUUGAAACAGUUUCUUUUUCUGAGUGUAGGGCAUUACAACUACUUCUUGCCUGUAAUUUUGAGGUAAUCCAAGCGUAAUGUGGUCCAGUUACCACAGCCAUAUUGGGUGUUUUGCUCACCUUGGAGUUCUCCAACAGCAAGGUCUUGACUGUAAUCUGAGCCAGUAAUUUUUUAUUUUUUUUCUUCAGAAUGUCAGAAAUACCCAAAACAUUGUUGUUUUUA
Messenger RNA from Hyla sarda, 2351 nucleotides. RefSeq names its product neuroepithelial cell transforming 1 (gene NET1). Gene Ontology annotation, molecular function: guanyl-nucleotide exchange factor activity. The transcript has 11 exons. Lineage: Eukaryota; Metazoa; Chordata; Amphibia; Anura; Hylidae. The record is from RefSeq and is a predicted model, not a curated record. The coding region runs from base 99 to 1889 and encodes 596 amino acids. Gene Ontology annotation, biological process: intracellular signal transduction; positive regulation of Rho protein signal transduction.